This is a messenger RNA of Dreissena polymorpha, 1430 nucleotides long. RefSeq lists its product as uncharacterized. The record is from RefSeq and is a predicted model, not a curated record. The transcript has 8 exons. The coding region runs from base 21 to 992 and encodes 323 amino acids. NCBI's taxonomy places the organism in Eukaryota, Metazoa, Mollusca, Bivalvia, Myida, Dreissenidae.
AGUUGCGCAUAACAGUUGGAAUGAGGAGGUCAUAUGAAUCAGAAUUGGUCAUUUUCGCGAUCAUUGUGUUUGAAUACUGUUUUCGCUAUCUAUAUGCAGUGCCAUACAGUUGCUACGCUGAUGUAUGUAACGUGGAUACAUCAGCGCAAUUCUGUGACGUAGUAUACAGACGAUGUCGACGUUGUGAAGAUGUACGGACUGAUUGUUUUAGCAGAAUGAUGACGUACAACUGCACGAGCUAUUGUUACGAUAUGAAACACAGACAUGAUAUGGAGCAACUUCGUGUAUCUGGUUGCAAUACUCCUUCGCCUCCAGAACACGUACGUUAUCACGUCAACACCACUCGCGUAUCGUUUAAUACCACGUUAGUGGCAUCAUGUGACACAGGAUACAGCCUGUUAGAUGGCGAUCAGUAUAUAUGCAAUAACUUCUCAGUGUGGACUGGUACAAGACCUAUUUGUGAAGUUUCAGAAACUGGAAGUUCUGUUCCGACAGUCGUCAUUAUGACGGUGAUUGCAAUUACAAUACUGAUUGCCAAUUUGAUUGGUCUAUUCUUCGGAUAUAAACGUUGUCAGAAAAACAUGUAUUUACAACACACGUGUAAACAAAACAACAUUUGUGAAACAAACAAUUCCAAUUGUGACCAGAACCUUAUAAGCACUUAUCAACCCCAUCAGACGGGAGACAUCGCAACCAACUUACCUCAGAGCACAGAACAAACAACGUUCAUAAGAAAUUCACAAAAUACAUUUGGGUUGGAACAUGAAUUAGAUCGCCGUCUGCCUCUUUUGCAUGAUGACAUUGAUGGUAACGAACGUGAGGGUGAACCAGACACGAGUGAUUCGAACAUACCAGUAUCACUCCAAAUAUCUUUCACGAGUGAGAUUCUGAAUCCGUUACCAACAAGCGAUUGUUUGUCGAGAGCCAACUAUCCCUCCUACCCAAAGGCGAUUAAGACAAAAAUUACUACAUAUUCAACGCAACCGGAAUAGAUACCAAAUGUAUAUUGGCGUUGAGAUUGUCGUACCUUUGACGUCAUUCGAUCCUAGAUCGUCAGUCAAAACCCAUUCUUCGUAUGGGCGGUAUGGCCGUAAUAAUAUUCCUCGCAACGAAAGAUACUGUGUUUGUUGCAAUAGUAGAGAUAUUGAAGAUGAGUUUCACUUUGUUUGUAUUUGUCCAUGUUAUAGUGUUUUACGACAAAAGUACCUUAAAAGGACUUUAUAUGUUAAUCCAUCUGUGUUUAAGUAUCACCAAUUACUGACUUCAUCCGAUAAAAACGAACUUGUCAAGUUGUGUAAAUAUAUAAAAAGAAGCAUUUGUAAUUCGCAAUUUAUUUAUCAAUAAUACCAUAUAACCGGUAUCACUUACAAAUCUUUCUUUCAUAAUAUGUUUAGAAAAUUUACUAUAUGCAUUUUCUUCAUUUGUAUUUG